CAAAUUAACCAGUUCCUUUAAAAAAACAUUAAGUUAAAUUUUUUAAACAUAACUGUUUAUUUUUUAUUGCAGAAUACAUUGUAGUCCAUGAUGAAGUUGUUUUUAAUAUUAGCAAUACCAUUUAUGGUAGUAACAGUUAAGCCUUGGAAAAUGAAAAUGAAAGAGUAUCCUUAUGCCGAUAUGAAUUUAGAACAAAAAGUGGCACACGAUGGAUAUCCCUUGGAGCAAUAUCAAGUAAUAACGAAAGACCACUAUUAUCUCACCAUCUUUAGAAUACCAUAUGGUAGAAACUUAACUGACAGUAUAAACCGAAGCCCAGUUCUAUUGGUACAUGGCAUGGGUGCAAGUAUAGAUAUGUUUCUACUCCUGGGCCCAGGAAAGGGACUAGCAUAUGCACUUGCAGAUAGCGGGUAUGAUGUCUGGUUAUUAAAUGCAAGAGGACUUUGGAAAUCCCAACGACAUAAGUUCUACAAUAUAAACAAACAUCGAAGAUAUUGGAAAUUUUCGUUUCAUGAAAUAGCCAUCUACGAUCUAGCUACCAACAUAGACUUCAUACUAGAAAAAACAAAACAAAAACCUUUUCUUAUUGGACAUUCUCAAGGGAACACCUGUAUCUUCGUUUUACUGGCAAUGAAACCUGAUUAUAACGAUAAAAUUAAAAUGGGCGUAGCUUAUGCCCCAACUAUCAAAAUAGUUGUAGAUAACAUUGCCGCUAAAGUUUUUGUUUACGGCGAGGAAAUGGUAGAGGGACUGUACGCCUUACUUGGAGCUGAUGAGUUAACCAUAAUGCCCAAUAUUAUGAGUAUCUUUAGCACAAUAUGCAAAGAACAAUUAUAUUUUUUAACUCUAUGUUAUCAUGUACUACAGGUAAUUGGCUCACAUCAGUCUCAACUCAUAGAUAAAGAUCUUGUGCCGGCAAUAGUUAGUUCAGUUCCUCGAAAUGCAGCUAUGCAAUUCCUUCAUUAUAUGCAAAUUGCAAAAAGAGGGACAUUUGCGCAAUACGAUUAUGGUGCCAAAAGAAAUAUGCAAAGAUAUAAUAGUAGCACACCGCCUCUAUAUGACCUUAAUAAAAUAACAGCUUGCAUUGCUAUAUUUUAUGGAGAAAAAGACGAUAUAAUAACAGUAAAGGGUUCUUUAGAGACUAUUGAUAUGCUACCAAAUGUUUGUUAUAUCCAUAAAGUUGAAUACCCAUACUUUAAUCACAUCGAUUUUAUAUUUGCCAAGAAUGCCUCUGAGUUAGUUUAUAAACCGACUGUAGAUAUUUUCAGGAAAUACGAUGCUGAACAUAAUUAAAAUAAUCAGGAAAUGACGAUUAUACAGAGUGUCCCAAAAGUAGUGGAACGGUCGCAUAUUUCGCGAACUAAACAUCGGAUCGAAAAACAGAAAAAUACGUGUUCAAUCAUUUUCCAAAAUCUAUCCAAUGAC
Diabrotica virgifera virgifera (western corn rootworm) is the source of this 1425-nucleotide messenger RNA. RefSeq names its product lipase 3-like. The record is from RefSeq and is a predicted model, not a curated record. Gene Ontology annotation, molecular function: hydrolase activity, acting on ester bonds. The transcript has 7 exons. NCBI's taxonomy places the organism in Eukaryota, Metazoa, Arthropoda, Insecta, Coleoptera, Chrysomelidae. Bases 88 to 1293 code for a protein of 401 amino acids.